Molecule: messenger RNA, 6952 nt
Organism: Limanda limanda (common dab)
Lineage: Eukaryota; Metazoa; Chordata; Actinopteri; Pleuronectiformes; Pleuronectidae
Product: eukaryotic translation initiation factor 4 gamma 1-like
Exons: 32
Coding region: 127-5568 (1813 amino acids)
Cellular component (GO): eukaryotic translation initiation factor 4F complex
Molecular function (GO): translation initiation factor activity; mRNA binding; protein binding
Source: RefSeq, a predicted model, not a curated record
CGGCUCUGCGGACUCAAGGAGAGAAGGACAAACUGUUCCUCAGUGUAACCAGACUUGGGACCUUAAAGGAUUAUUAACUAUUUGUACACAGGUCCACAUCCGCCUCCCCAUGCAGAACUCCAAGAAAUGAAUAAAGCACCACAACCUAUAACGGGACCCCCCUCUAUCCCCCACCCGGCCCCCUCCCCUGGCCUGUCACAGCCCUCAUUCCCCCCCGGGCAGCCCCCUUCUGUUGUGUUUGCCUCCCCACCGCCUCCACAAAUGAACCCAACACCACAGACCCGACAGUUUGCCCCAGGUCCCCGACCUUUACACCAACAGCCCUACUACACCAACAGGGCCAGCUUGCCUCCUGGUAGUGGGCCGCGAGGUGUCCCUCCCAACAAUGCCCCUCGACCCGUGACGCCCACCCAUGUCUACCAGCCAGGCCCUGGCUCCCAAAUGAUGAUGAUCCCUGGGCAACAGUUGCCCUUCGCCAACUCGCCUCAGGGACCCGCCUACUUCAUACCGGGACAGUACCGGUCAGCUACCUACGUGGCCACACCCCAGCAAUACCCAGUCCCAGCAGGCACCCCAGGCUUCUACCCAGGCACCAGCCAAGCUGAAUAUGGUACUUAUGCAGGGGCCUACUACCCCGCCCAGCCACAGUUCACCCCCUCGGUGCAGGCGGCACCGGUUAUUAUGAACCCUGCCCCUCAACAGCAGCAGCAACCACCACCUCAGCCUCCACAACACAUCCCCACGAAACGGGAACGCAAACCGAUAAGAAUAAGAGACCCAAACCAAGGAGGUCGAGACAUUACAGAGGAGAUUAUGUCAGGAGGCCGGAGUGGCUCUACCCCAACCCCACCACAGACAGCCAUAUCUGGAUUAGAAAACACAGCAGCGUCACAGGCCAACGGUGAGAGCGUCCCAGCUGACGAUACACCAGCACUGGUCAGACCAGAUGACAGUGGUAAACCUACACCUCCUCCCCAAUCAAAGACCCCUGACCUCUCAAAGGGCGACUCUUUUCCAUCCGAGGCUGCAUCCUUUAACACAAACACUAAGACACCUCCAACCCCUCUAAUAUCAGAAGCAGUGGACAUCCCUGACAACACUAUAUCCACCCUUGAACCCAGUGCUCCUGUUGCAGAUGUGAUGGACACUCCAUCACCUCCACGGGAGCCCACUCCAACACCUCAAUCAGCACCUGAAGUGCCAGCCUACCCGGCACCGCUUCCUGACCCCGUCCCUGGCUGUACCGCACAGGACAAAACAGGCAAGGAAGCUUCAGAGGAGAAGGAAGAGGUAAAGACCGAGACAGAAGAGGCAGCUGCCUACUUGGACACACCUCUUAACCCUCUCUGCAACACUAACGGUGUUUCAAUGGCUGAGCCAGAACAGUCUUCUGUCUCCAGUGACCUGGAAGCUCCUCUGGAGUCUCCAAUUGCACAGCCCGAGGAGCUCCGCCUUCCAAAUGGCCUGCCACUGCCAGCCCCUCAAGACCCAGAGGCCCCUGCCAUCGGUGCAGCCGAGCAUGACGACAGCCCCAUCGCAGAGCCUGUAAUGGAGAUCUCUACAGCCAUCAUUCAGGCAGCGUCUACACCUAUUGUCCAAGCUGCACCUUCACCUGCUGACCAGCCUGCACCCGCGUCUGUACCUGCUCCUGCCCCUGUACUCGCCCCUGCAGCCGCCCCUGCAGCCGCCCCUGCACCCGCACCUGCAGUCGCACCUUCAACAUCCCCUGUAGCUGCCCUUUUACCCGACCCUGUAACCGCACCUGUACCCGACCCUUCACCCAAACCUGCACCUGAACCCGGACUCUCACCUGCUGUCCAGGAGAUUCCCGCUGAGCCAGUCGUCAAGGCAGCGCCUGCGCCAGCUGAGGUAGAGGACUUGGUUCCUCAAGUCGUCCUGGAUGUGAAGGAAGAUCCCUCAGUGCCCCUGUCCACCGCCAAGGAAGAGAUGCCAUCUCCUGCAGAGACAGUUUCUAUAGCUGAAAGCACACAAGAAACUGUGCCCACUCCUCCUACUCACACAGCAGAGGAGAGGGAGGACACCCCUCCUCCCGAGACAGUCACCCCUGCCCUUUUAGAAACUACUGUACAAGCUGCUGUGUCUGUGCCAAAAAAAAAGAGAAAGAUGAAGGAUCUGAACAAAAAGGAUGCCGUGGGCGACUUGCUGGAUGCCUUUAAAGAGGAGCAGGUAGUGACCCCACCAGAGCCCGAGCCCACCCCAGCACCAGAGCCUCAGCCCCCUGCUCCGUCCCCUCCUGCCCCAGAGGAGCCGGACCUGAACUGGGAGGACAAGGAGGACAAGGAGGAAAAGGCGGACAAGCUGGAUGAUGAGAACAUUCAGCCAGACGAUCCCACUGACAAGAAGUACCAGUUCAAAAUGGAACAAUGGAUGCCACUUAACGCUGAAGAGAAGAAGAAAUAUGACAGGGAGUUCCUUUUGGGCUUCCAGUUCAUCUCAGCCAGCAUGAACAAGCCUGAGGGUCUCCCAGCCAUCAGUGAUGUUGUCCUGGACCAGGCAAAUAAGGCCCCUAUGCGUCAACAUGACCCCAGUCGUCUGGCAGGAAUGAGCUCUGGUCCUGACUUUACACCCUCCUACGCCAAUCUUGGCAGGCCUGGCAUGGGAGGAGGAAACAGAGGACCACCUCCGGGAAUGGGAGGGGGAGGAGGAGGUGAUCGAGGAGGUGAUCGAGGAGGUGAUCGAGGAGGUGAUCGAGGAGGUGAUCGAGGAGGAGAUCGAGGAGGAGGAGGAAUGGGAAUGGGAGCUGGUGGUCCACGCCGCUCUCAGCAAAUGCAGAGGAAAGAGCCAAGGAAGAUCAUCACCAGCUUUUCACUACAUGACGAUGUGCAGCUGAACAAGGCAGAGAAGGCCUGGAAACCCUCAGGGAAGAAGGUUGUUCAAAGUCGCGAAGUAGAGGAGCCUGAGGAGAACGACUCAGAGCAGGGCAAGACCCAGGAGCUGUUCAAACGGGUCCGCAGCAUCCUCAACAAGCUGACUCCUCAAAAGUUUCAACAACUAAUGAAACAGGUUACUGAUCUGACCAUUGACACAGAGGAGCGGUUAAAAGGAGUCAUAGAUCUCACCUUCGAAAAGGCCAUCUCCGAGCCAGACUUUUCGGUGGCCUAUGCCAACAUGUGCCGCUGCCUUAUGGGGCUCAAAGUCCAAACCCCAGAUAAGCCGGGAAUGAAUUUCCGCAAGCUGCUGCUAAAUCGCUGCCAAAAGGAGUUUGAAAAGGACAAAGAUGACGAUGAAAUCUUUGAGAAGAAACAGAAGGACCUGGAAGCUGCUACAGGGGAGGAGGAGAAGCUACGCCUCAUUGAGGAGCUAAAAAAUGCUAAAAUUCAGGCCAGGAGGCGCUCGAUGGGUAACAUCAAGUUCAUCGGUGAGCUGUUCAAGCUUAAAAUGCUCACAGAGGUCAUCAUGCACGACUGCAUCGUAAAGCUGCUCAAAAACCAUGAUGAGGAGUCCCUGGAGUGCCUGUGUAGACUGUUGUCCACCAUUGGCAAGGACCUAGACUUUGAGAAGGCCAAGCCUCGUAUGGUCCAGUAUUUCAAUCAGAUGGAGAAAAUAAUAAAGGAUAAGAAGACCUCCUCUAGGAUCCGCUUCAUGUUGCAGGAUGUGCUGGACCUUCGACGGAACAAUUGGGUUUCCCGGCGAGGCGACCAGGGCCCAAAGACCAUUGACCAGAUUCACAAAGAGGCAGAACAGGAGGAGCAAAGGGAGCAGAUGAAGGUGCAGCAAGCUUACAUCUCCAACAAGGACUUUGGUCGUGGUGGUGGCGGUCAAGGAGGAAGGAUGGGCGGAGGAGGCAGGGAAGGUGGGGGAGGCCGCGGGGGGCAUCACACCCCAGGCCGCGGUAAUCCCCCCCAGGACGAAGGCUGGAACACUGUGCCCAUCUCCAAGAACCGACCCAUUGACAACUCGCGCCUUAGCAAAAUCACAAAGACUCCUGUUCUUGACUUCAACAGUCAGUUGCUUGCCCCAGGAGGUAAAGGCACAUGGGGGAGCUGGGGUAAAGGCAGCAGCGGUGGCUCCACUGCCAAAACUGCAGAUUCUGUUUCAGCCCCAGGCUCAGAGCCAGGAAAUCGUCCAGCCACCAGCACUGUGAACCGAUUCUCAGCCCUGCAGCCGGCUCAGUCCUCCUCUGGAUCUUCACAGGACUCCGACAGACGAGUUCCUCAGAGAAACAGCUCGAGUAGAGACCGUGGUGACCGCUUUGAACGCUCGGAUCGCGGCGGCGACCGGCGGGAUGACCGUGAUCGCAACCGGCUACAGGUCACCAAACGAAGCUUCAGUCGGGACAAAGAAGAGCGGAGCCGUGAGAGAGAACAUCGCGGGUCGGCCGAUCCCGUCCGGAGAGUAGCGAGUAUGACAGAUGACAGAGACCGAGGCAGCAGAGAGAGAGCCACGAGCAAAGAGACUGUGAAGCGGGAGACCACUGCCACCCCUCCCCCUCCCCAGACCCCCACACCGCCUGCCUUGACUGAGGAAGAGCUGGAAAAGAAGUCGACAGCUAUCAUCGAGGAAUAUCUGCACAUCAACGACAUGACGGAGGCACUGCAGUGCGUGAGGGAGAUGAACAGCACUCAGCUGCUUUUCGUGUUUGUACGAAACGGGCUGGAGUCGACGAUGGAGCGCAGCACCAUCGCCAGGGAGCGCAUGGGCCUGCUGCUGCACCAGCUUAUGAAGACCGGAAUCCUCUCAACACAGCUUUACUUUAAAGGGCUUCAGGAAAUCCUGGAGGUGGCUGACGACAUGGCAAUAGACAUCCCCCACAUCUGGCUGUACCUGGCAGAGCUGCUCGCUCCCAUGCUCCUUGAGGGAGGUAUCCCCAUGGGAGAAUUUUUCAGGGAGAUUUCAAAGCCUCUGAUCCCUCUGGGAAAAGCUGGAGUCCUACUGGUCCAGAUCCUCACUAUACUCUGCAAAGGAAUGAGCCAUAAAAAGGCAGGAGCAAUGUGGAGCGCAGCAGGCCUCCGCUGGAAUGACUUCCUGCCUGAGGAUGUGGACGUCAACAAGUUUGUGACAGACGAGAGUGUGGAGUUCACACUGGGUGACGAGUCAGAGAAGGGCAAAAAGGUGGAGCUGAGCAAUGCAGACCUGGCCAGACAGCUGGACAGACUCUUCAAGGACAGGGCCGACAACCAGAGGAUCUAUGACUGGAUUGAGGCCAACCUAGAUGAGCAGCAGGCCUCCUCCAACAUGUUCGUCAGAGCUCUGAUGACCUUCGUCUGCCAGGCAGCUGUCAUCAGUGAGAACCCCUACAAGAUGGACAAUGAGCAGAUCAAACAGAGAGCCAAAAUGCUGCAGAAAUUCCUGAAGGACGAGGAGAAGGAGCUGCAGGCUCUCUACGCUCUGCAGGCCUUCAUGGUCGAGUUGGAACAACCUGCCAAUCUGCUGCGGGUGUUCUUUGACACUCUUUACGAUGAGGAUGUGAUCAAAGAGGAAACCUUCUACAAGUGGGAGUCAUGCAAAGACCCCGCCGAACAGCAGGGCAAAGGCGUGGCCCUCAAGUCCGUCACUGCCUUCUUUACUUGGCUCCGCGAGGCCGAGUCUGAGUCCGACAACAGUUAGGCCCCCGGCCACUAGAAGAUCUGCCGGGAACUCGGCUCCAUGGAGAGAGUGAAUGUUCUGUGGAGGAUUCAGAAGAAUCUGAAUCAGCAAAAUCCUUCUGCAUAAACAGAAAAAAGCCAGAAAAAAAUUCUUCACCUGGGAGAGAUUGUAUUAUGGAUCGAACUUUCGAUCAUCUUAUUUUUUUGUUAUUAUUUUGUUUUGGGUUUUUUUUGUUUGCGCUACAGAAUGUCUUCUUUUUUUUUAUAUAUAUAUAAAUGCGAUCGCAGGCUUAAAUCGAGAGAGUAGACAUGAGAGAGAGAAUGCUGACAAGUUACGGUUAGUCUGUUUUCAAAUGGCUUCUCCUCACCACGGCGACACUAUUCAAGACAUUUUGCUUUAUGACAGAUAUAAAGAAGAAAACUUUAAGAGGCUGUUCACAUCUAUAUUUUUGAUGACUUCAUUCUUUAUCUUGGAGAGACAUGACUCAGCAACUUUGUCAUGUCACAUGUUUGAUCUACAUGAUGCGUUUAUGUAGAUGGUUAGCUUAUUGUUUCCUUCUUUCCAGUGUUGGAUGAUUGGAGUGUGUUUUAUAAGAAAAUAGAAAACUACAAAGAAGUGGCGAGGACUGUCUAAUGGAUAUUUCAGACUGGAGCGGUUGUGGACUGUACGGACUUCAGACUUUAUAAGGGUGGUGUCACUGAGGAGAAGGCCAAUGAACAUUGACCAUUUUGCUGCUGGGGGGGCGAUGAUGCUUCCCUCAUGCCCCUCAACCCCACCCCAAAGACCCCUACUGACCCUCCCCUCCGUGUGUCUGAUUUACUUGUUUCCUGCACAUUUCGUAGGAACAAACUGUGGACUGGGAAGUGGAGAGCGAGGGCUCACGGCUGCACCCUCCUACAAAGCCUGUUGAUGGAUUUUAAAAAUAUAAAACAUCGCUAUUAAAACUUGAAAAAAGUAUACAGACAAAAAAAAUCCACUUUAAUGAAAAAGGACUUUAAAAAAAGUAGAGUUAAACAGUACGAUCCUAAGGCCUUUUCUGCUUCCAAGAGUGAAAAAUGCAUUUCAGGAGAGUUCUGUAAAUAUAUGACGGAUUGUUAUUUUUCUUUUGUUGUUGUUGGUUUUGUUUAGUUUUUUCUCAAAGAAAAUAUGCUAAUGUAAUUCCCCCCCGCCUCUGAAACAAAGUGACAGUUUUCCCCUGUAUUUAUAUUUUUCUCUCGUCAGCUGGCAGAAGGUGCUUGUAAUUAUCCACCCCAAAUCCAGGAUUACAAUUAAUGAAAAUUUGUAAAUACUUUUUUGCUUUUCUUUAUUAAAAAGAUAUUUAAUUAAAGAAAAUGAAUGCCUCUUUUCACAUUCAGAACUGGAAGAGAUCAUAAAGAUUGUUGCAAAUAAAAUGGAAAAAAAGACA